AUGGGCGCAACAAAUAGGGCGACUGGAGCCACAAACAGCAUCACGCAACCAAUGCAAGGUUCAACCAUCGGAACGUGGAGAGUUCGCACCCUCUAUGCUUUCUUAUUAAAAAAAAUUCUAUUUCAUCUUCCUCUCCCUUUCUCUCUUUUCUUCUCAUAUUACUUUCUCUCUCUCUCUCUCUCUCUCUCCCCCCCAUCCUUUCUAAUUUUCUAUCGAUAUAUUUACCCCUUUUUAGAAAGAUUAGCGUUUCCGUCCAUUACCCUCUCCCUUUCUCAUAUCAUCUAUACUCUCUUAUUUCUCUCUUUUCUUCUUCUCAUUCUUACUUUACCUCUCUUUGUUUCUCUCUCUUUCUCUUUCUCUCUUUUUCUUUUCAUAUCGAUAAAUCUUUACAUUCUUUACUUUCCUUCUUUAUUCUUUUCUAUCUUUUUCUCUCCCCUCUUUUUGAAAUUGUCUUUUUCUAUUUCAUCUUCCUCUCCCUUUCUUUCUUUUCUUCUCUCUUACUUUCUCUCUCUCCCUCUCUCGUUUGUGUUCUUUUCAUAUAGAUUAAUCUUUCCCAUCUUUACUUUCCUUGUAUCUUUUACCCUCCUCCCAUUUAAAAAAAUUCUUUUUCUAUUUCAUCUUCCUCUCCCUUUUUCUCUUUGCUUUUUUCUUCUCUCUCUCUCUUUCCCUUUCAAAUUUUCUCUCUACAGAUUUUCCCAUCACCCUUUCUAUAAAGACUUUAUCAUUUUCUUCCUUUUCUCCCUCCCAUUUCUCAUACUGUUUAUAUCUUCGUCUUUCUCUCUUCUUCCUCCCCCUCCUACUUUCACUCUUUUGUAA
Molecule: messenger RNA, 816 nt
Organism: Acanthosepion pharaonis
Lineage: Eukaryota; Metazoa; Mollusca; Cephalopoda; Sepiida; Sepiidae
Source: the annotation of a GenBank genome assembly